This is a messenger RNA of Nilaparvata lugens (brown planthopper), 10565 nucleotides long. Its product is annotated as autophagy-related protein 2 homolog B. Gene Ontology annotation, cellular component: extrinsic component of membrane; phagophore assembly site. The record is from RefSeq and is a predicted model, not a curated record. The coding region runs from base 245 to 6361 and encodes 2038 amino acids. Gene Ontology annotation, biological process: piecemeal microautophagy of the nucleus; autophagosome assembly; autophagy of mitochondrion. NCBI's taxonomy places the organism in Eukaryota, Metazoa, Arthropoda, Insecta, Hemiptera, Delphacidae. Gene Ontology annotation, molecular function: phosphatidylinositol-3-phosphate binding. The transcript has 36 exons.
GAAAUUUAGGAAAUAGCCUAGCUACCAAAACAAAUGACGUCACACAGGAUUUCCAAGUUCACAGCAAAUAGAUAGUCGAAAACAAAAUACCACGCAGCUUAUGAGAGACAAUAACAAAGAAAAGGAAGAGAUCAUCUUUUCAUUGUUGAUACUUGAUACAAUCAUAUUAAGUAAUGGAAAUUGACAGGUCUUUGCCUAAUUAUUUAGUUUUGUGAGUGUUCAAGUUCUUAAAAUCCCUACAAUAAUGCCUUGGUAUCUGCCAUUCUCUGAUAAUAUUAAGAAACGUGCGUGUAGAUAUCUGUUGCAAAGAUAUUUGGGACAAUUUUUAGAAGAAAAGUUGACAUUGGAUCAAUUGACUGUUAAUCUAUACAAUGGAACAGGAUCUGUUUCAAACGUUAUCUUGGAUGUUCAGGCUCUCAAUGAUCUCGGAGAACAGAACCACUUGCCAUUCGAAUUCGUCGAUGGCUACAUUGAUGACAUGUCAGUGUCCAUACCUUGGGCAUCCCUGUUCAGCGAUUCAAGCUUUGUACAAGUCUCCGGGCUAGUACUCACAGUUCAGCCCAAAGAGAGGGAACAAGGUGCUUCGAUGUUCGACUCAAUGUGGAGCUCAAUGGCUUCUACGAGCAGCAUGCAGAUGGCCGCUGAAUGCAUGGAGGAAACCAGCGAGGCCGAUCACAGCAAUCCGCUUGAGGGAAUCGAAAAGUUCGCUCAAGCUAUUGACUCAAUUUUGACCAGGGUAAAAGUUAAAUUUACUGACGCUUUACUCCGUGUGGAAUAUAUGCAGAAAGAUAGCCGAACAGGGGUCGGGUUGGAGAUCAGAGUCAGAAACAUUGAUUACUGCGAUGAGGCGGGUUUCAAUAUGGACGCUGCAAAUGUUCCCGAGGGUGAAAGAGUAUUGCAAAACUCUGCAUUUUCAGCCAGUAAAUUCCAUUGCGAAGGUGUGACGAUAUAUACUGAUGAAUUCCCGGCUGAUAGUCGCACUAUGUCUAGAUCUCUAAUAAAGCCCAAUGAAUAUGAGAUGACUGGUUCUCAGAUUGAUCCAAAGAAUUUGAAAAAUGAACCAAUCAAUCCAGUUCUGUUUGGAAAGUUGAAUGGAAGACAAGAAGUCAGGAUAAAGUUGAAACAAGGCGGAAACAUACAAGGACCAAAGGUUGAAUUCGAAUUGAAUCUUGGGUCUUUGACUGUUUUCUCAUCUCCAAGACAAAUCCACCUUUUGAUGGAAUUGAUGGCAGGUUUCGCAUCGCCAAGCACCCAAGAUAAUAGCAAUGUGAUGUGUCGUCCAAGGUCAAGCAAACGCAUGGAACAACAUGACUACGAGAGAAUCGAACAACAGUUGAUGCACCUACUUAAUCCCGACACUAAGGGGCCGCGAGAAAGUAAAGGUCUGCACACCAUGCAAGGCUGGUCGACGGCUUCAGUUGACGAUGACAGUGACGAGGAAUUCCAUCCGGCGAGGGGGGGAGUGCGGAACAGUGGUAGAAACUGCAGUGACAGUGUUCUUUCGGGAGCGACCAGCUUGGAUGGAUCCAUUUCGUCGACUGUUAGUAGCAGCACAUAUAUGAGUAAAUCUCAAAGUGAUGUUUACAGUACUCAAUCGCAUACAACACAUUCAAGAAGUAAAAGUAAAAGAAAAGAUAUGUGUACUGGUGACUCAGAUCCGAAUGCUGAUGUCAGCACGUUUCAUAUAUCCCUUGGUAACUUGUCUUUGGUCAUUCUCCAUGAAGAUGUGAUGACAAGUUCCCCUGAAACUGGUCUCCUGGCUCCCAGUUCGGUCGCUGAAAUGUCAAAAAUGGCUGAAACGUUUUUCGAAAAGAUCGACCAGCUCGCUUUCUCAGGGUAUAGCAAUAGAGAUAUCGACCACAUCAAUAAAGUGUUUGUGGAUGCUUGUGGAGUUAACCACUUGAGAUUAAUGGCUUCGCCUGUGAUAAUAGAAGGUGACGAGAAAACCUCACCUUCUAGCAAACUAUUAAGUGCUGUGAUAACCGCUGCUAGUGUAGAAUUCUUAGAAUGCCUUAUUGAGAAAACUGCUGCUCAGGUAGUUUCCAACGUUGAAUAUGUCGAACUGUUGAAGUUUAUGCGGCCCAAUCCGAGAGAGGGCGAUCCCGAACCAGUUGCUCCAUUCUCGUCGCAACCGGACAUCUGGUUCCACCUGAAGAGAAUAGAAAAGACCACUCGGACCAAUCACCCAAGGAUACCUGUCACAGAAAUCAAUGUUACUAUUCAACAAUGCUGGCUAGAGGUUGACAUCUCGAUUGUUGACCGGAUAACAGCUAUUUUGAAUCCUCGAUCUUUCUGCAAGCCAUCAAAGAGGAAAGUCAACUCAGCGCUUUCCAGAAGCUUAUCUAAUGAACAGUCAAGCAUAUACCAUUCUACAGUUGAAAGUCAAGUUUGUCAAGAUUGCAAAAAUGAAUUGAAAAUCAAAUCUCCUUACGCUGUCAUUAGAUUAAGGAUUCCCAUUGCUGAUCUUAGGCCAAUAAGUGAUUUUUCGAGGCCGCCUUGGUGGAAACGUUCUGUUCGAGAAGAUAUGUUCAUUUUCAACUUGACAGACGUCCUUUUCAGCACUGUCAAAGAUAGUCGAAAUCCAGUCGAUCAGUACAGCUUACAGUGUAAACAAAUCAAGGCUUUCUUCCAGGAAGGCGAUAAUAGCAGACCAACUCAAUUUGCUCAAGCAAACGUAUUUGACUCUAAUAGUAAUAUACCAGGAGCUGGUGAUAAAUACAGCUUUCCAAGGAUCGUUUUAACUUUCAAUCCAGCUCAGAAACCAUCAGACCUAGAUGAUGUUGAAGACAACGAUCAAGGUAGUCUACCAUCGAUGAGUCACUCCAUAGUGAUCGAGACACCAUUGAAGGAACCAUCUCCUUUCAGUUCAAAGAGGAUCAUUCACGAAAGUGACACACCACAUAACGUUGAAUGUGAAGGAGAAGAACUUAUCAUCCCUGGAAAUAAGGAAGAGAUUUCGGAGUUCUCUGAAAACGCUUCAAGCAAUACCAGAACAAAACUUGAAAUAACUCUUCCACACCUGAACGUUCAUUUCCCUUCCAAACAUUUGUAUGAAGUGAUUUACAACAGGUUCAACUGUGAUCUUUUAUUAUGGCAGCCGGUUGCUCCGAGGGAAUCUUCCUGUGAUCUUGGACAAAGUGAUAUUUUGCCUUCUCUCUACCACGAUGCCUGCUUCACUCAGUGCAAAUCUGGAACUCAAUAUGAAUCAGAUUCAGACUCUGACAACGAUGAAACAAAUUAUAAUGUAUGGGAGCAGAACAAGCAAAAGAAAGCUACAAAGUCGAACAGGAAGGCACAAAACAGAAUCACUAUUUCACUGAAUGUAGGGCUUGGCAAACUAAAUGCCUUCACCAAUAUCAAGGAUGUUAAUGGGCAUGGGGAAAUCGAAAUUCGUUGCAAAGAAGUGAAUUUCUUCCUAGUUGGAGGCUACCAAAAUCUCACUCACAGUAGCUACAUUUGUCUGCAGAUAAAUCAUGCUGAGUUGCUUCAUAAUGGUGAGAUUUGCUCAGAUGACCAAGAAGGUUUGUCAAGACUUUUGUCUGCAUUCAAAUCACCACCUGCCAGUCAUUUACGUCCCACUCUGUACAAGACUGAUAAUGGAGCUGUUGUAUCGGCUAACGCCUCGCCUGUUGGCCUAGGCUCAGCGGUCAGCAAAGAUAUGAUCACUCUGGCUAUCUGGUCUCAUGUCAAGGAUAUCAAAGUGAAGGUGGUGAGAGUUGCAUGUGGAAUAAGAGGUGCAACUCUGAGGCAUAAUGUGGUACAGAGCAAACAUAACUGGUUCAACCAGCUGUUGGAUUUCUUCGGUGUAAUGGAUUAUCCAGUUCCUGGACACCAUCCUAUGCAAGUCAUCACUGAGCUACAUCAGCACUUAUGGGAUUGUGCAAUUGACUACAGACCACUCAAUUUGUCACUUCGCUCAAUGGUUACACUGGGAAACCUGAGUAUCUCAAGCAAUAUGGCUGCUAAAACGAGUUCGUCUGCGCUGCGAUUCAUAGCCGAAGAUGCCUCUCUGUUCCUGUCCGACAAACUGCACAACAACGUCGAUUUGCGAUCGGACUACGUGUGCGUGCUGGACUUUGGCCUUUUCGAGUUAUCUCUGCGUCUAUCGGACAGUCCCCGAGUUGACCUGAGGGCCUCCAACAAUGUGCUGCACAUCAGAACUUGCUCUGAUUCGGCGAGAUAUUUGGCUCAGCUGAUCACCUAUUUCGCUUGUGACGGAGAUCUGGCUGAGGAGGAUCUGUCAGCUUCGACCGAGGAGACGAUCAAUGAGAGCAUGAACGACGAACAGUGUGAUCCUCUCUCUCAGUCGACUGUCGAACUAGUCAACAAUUUGAUGGAGGAUGCUAUGCAGGAUAUGCAUGGCGGAAAUGGGAGUGGAUCAGCUAUAGGAUCGGAGAAUAAUCCUAACGGAGUGCAAGUGUUCUUCUUCCCGGAUGAGAGGGGAGGCGGCAUCGCCAGAGCCAAUGAGGAGAAGAGCGGAGCCGAUCCUGCGUGGUCACCCAACGACUGCAAGGACAGCGAUAGCAGUGACAGCAUGAAGGACUGGAAUAUUGUCGACAGCGAAGCGUUGGCCGGCUCUGGAAUCAUUCCUCCAAACGGUGUGCCAGUGGUGAGACACCUGACCAGUGCCACAGUGCGAGUGGUCGACAACCACUUCAGCAAACCCACUCACAAAUCUGAUCUGCUGAAGGCGCCAUCUUCCUUCCCCCCGGCCAUACUGCGCUAUUGCUUGAGAGAGAUGACGCUCGUCUGGCACAUGUACGGCGGACACGAUUUCGGAGUAGAACAGCCCAAAAAACAUGUCACUAUAACUGAAAAAGACAAAUCGACUGAUGCAGCUAGAAGAAACAGUGUUGACACCAAUGUUGCUUUCUCUUCUUCCAGGCCUCAAGAGGUGAAUAUCAACUCGGAUAGUAGAGGACAUCAGCGCUACUCCCCCCACCACCGAAACUCACUGCAUGGCGUCCAUGAUCACAAUCAACGGCCUCCAAACAAACUCUGCAAUAUCCCUUCACGCUGGCAAGAUAGGGGCGGCAAAGGUAGACAGCAUGAUGUUCUCAUGGAGCUGCAACUGAAUAAAGUGAGAUUUCAGUACGAUGUGUUCAGUAAAAACGCUGAAACGGCUUCCAGGCAGGUUUUGUUAAUUCAGGAGUUUGAAAUCAGAGAUCUGCUGGCUUCAUCCGAAAUGAACAAGUUCCUCUACCAAUACUCUAGCAUUGAUUGUCCGAAGCAGUCCAGUGCUAACAUGGUGCGAAUCCGGGCUUUGCACAUUCGACCGGAGCCAGCAGUCGAUGUGCAGGAGUGCAAGAUGAAAGUCUCCCUUCUCCCUCUCAGGCUCAACAUCGAUCAGGAUGCUCUUCUUUUCCUUGUCACAUUUGUCAAUGAGAUCUCCGGCAUUAAUAGAAAUGAAGAAUGUAAUGUGGUAGCUAUUAGGAGUGCAAGGAGCUCCCAACCACCAGUGAUGGGCAUGGAGCCAUCGAAAAAUCCCAUGCAACCCUCACCGUCCAAUGAGAAGCUCAAUGCUAACAAGCCCUCUGUAUCAUCACCAAUAUUUUUCAGAGAGUUUAAUUUCACGCCUGAAGUUCGUAUUCGAUUGGAUUACCAAGGGAAACGAGUGGACAUGACUCACGGGCCGUGGGCUGGUCUGCUCAUGGGAUUGGGCCAGCUUUCCAACUCUGAAAUACGCCUCAUUCGGCUCAAUCACCAAACUGGGUUGUUAGGUAUUGAGAAAUUGAUUUCGUACGUACUGACUGAAUGGCUGCAAGAUAUCAAGAAGAAUCAAUUGCCGGCCAUUCUGGGUGGAGUUGGACCAAUCAAUUCAUUAGUGCAGCUAGCUCAAGGAAUCCGGGACUUGUUCUGGUUGCCGAUCGAGCAAUAUCAGAAAGAUGGGCGCAUAGUACGCGGACUGCAGAGAGGUGCCAACUCUUUCACAACCUCCACCGCCAUGGCAGCCCUAGAAAUCACCACCAGAAUAGUGCAAGCGAUACAGUACGUGGCUGAGACUGCCUUCGAUGUGGUAUCCCCCGGGCCGAGUGUUCGCAGCUCUAAGCAUGUCAAGAGAAAUCGUUACAAUCAACCGGCAGACAUCAGAGAAGGUGUCUCAGCCGCCAUAUCGCUUGUCAAGGAGGGCCUUGGCGAAACGGCACAGACACUGAUGCGAGUAGCCAGCGCCGAGCACGAGUCGAAGGGUGCAGUGGGUGCGGUGGGAGGGGUGCUGCGGCAGCUGCCGCCCACUGUGGUGGCUCCCAUCAUCCUCGCAUCAGCUGCCACCGACCGGGUGCUAGGCGGGGUCAGGGGUCAGCUGGUGCCUGACGCCCGCCAAGAGCACAAGCACAAGUGGCGGCCCAACCACACAACAUAAGUCCAUAAUAGAACACAAUAUUCCACACUGAAGUGGCAUGUCACAAAUGCUGCACAUCCAACAAACAUGGUGAAAAAUUUAACAAAGACAGUAUUCAAUGAUACAAUUGUAACACUGUUUCAUGGCAAAAAAAAACAAAAUCAUUUUGCUCCUGAUGCAAUUAAAUAAUAAAAUUGAACAAUCACAGCAAUAUAUGAUAAUAUAAUAGUAUUUUAACACUUGUUUAUGGGGACAGGCUACAGAUGACAGUAAUGAAAGAAAUGUUGCUUUAUUCCUAAAGCAUUACAGUAGGGUUCCAUUACACAAUCAAAUAUUUCACUAUCUUUCUUCAAAGUUUAUUCAGAUUAUAUUAUGUUAGAUUAUCAACAAAUUGAUAUUGAUGACCUGUUACAUGAUCAAAGAACGUUGAACAAGGUUAUUUAAUCAUGUUAAUUGGAGCUUCACUGUACGUAAUUGGUAUGGCCAAAAUGAUAGCGAUAGACUUUAUGAAUAUUUUGAUUUAAUUAUAAUAUAAUAUAGAUAGGUAGCAACAGUACAUUGAAAAAUAUACAUAGGGCUAUUCACAGUUGUAAAUUAAAAUUAAUGAGCAAAAGUAUGGCCUGGUCAUCUGCUUCAUGUAGCCCUUCAUGAAGCCUUGGCAAUAGACACACAGCAAUGGUGCUCGAGGCUCUGCCGGCCUAGAAAAGCAGUCCUAGCGUCCCAUAACCCAAGGUGCUAGAGUGGUAAAACUCCACCAAAAAUCCGGGUACCCUCAUAUCCCUAAUCUUUUCUAUUCCGCAUCCUCACCUUCUUAUAUCGUAGCCUUGCAACCCUCCCAGAUCAACCUUUGUCCCAACACAUUCUCCCUAAUCCCAUACUAUCACUUCAAUAAUAUAUGGCCGGAAUGAGAGCAAUGGACUGUAUUGGAUGGUAUUGAGCGUUGUUAUAAUGACUGCCUGGACAGUUGGGGUGAUUGUGUUCGAUCAGUUAUCCACACCAGUUCAUGUAUUUGAUAUGUCAACAUUAUAUACGAGAGGAGCCAACUCACCGGAAGAGACGUGCGUUAUGAUGUUCAAUGAAGCUUGACGAACCGUGCCGUCUAUAAUCAAUCUACAUGCCAGGUGUGGAUAACUGAUGGAACACCAUCACCCCAACUCUCCAGGCAGUCAUUAUAACAACGCUCAAUACGAUCCAAUACAGUCCAUUGCUCUCAUUCUGGCCAAACCAAUGAGUAAUAUGGUCUUUCUCCAAGAAGCAAUAAUAACAUUUCAUGGUAUUCAUAAUUAAUAGGUAACAUUAUGUGUUUUAAAUCAAUGCAUUUUUAACAUCAAGCUAAAGAAAAUCAUGAUUUCUAAAAUAUUUGUCAGUACGGUAGAGGAGGAGGUGGUAAUAUGGACCCCCACUUUGUUUUUGUCUUAUAAAAUGGAUACUAUUGAUAAAAAACCUUUGCUUUUUGCAGAAAUACAAUCUAUUGUUAGUUGCAGAACACAAUGUUGUAUUAAUAAUCAUUGAAACCCUCAUUUUAUAAUUUUUUAAAAUAAAUUUUCAUAACCCUACACAUAAUGAAAAUAUUGGGAGGUGUUGUUAAUAUGGCCCCCAUGGUGUUUGUAAUAUAGACCUCAUAAUUUACGUACAAAUAAGGAGAAAAAAAUUAAAAACGGCUUUGUGGCACUAAAAAAGUUUAUUAUGCAUGAGUAAUAGUCUUAUAUUAGGGUAAAAAAAUGGAUUAUAGAUAUUUGUAGAUGAUUGAAGGUCAGUGAAUGUAGAAAAAAGUUAAUGACAAAAAUCGCAGACAUAUUCCUCCCUCUCUGCUCCUGCACAUUCAUUAUGGGCCCAAAGAGAACACAUCAAGCAUUGGACCCAUAAUUCAUUAUAGCACAUUAAAAUUGAGAAAUUUACAUACCUUCCAAACUUUCAAAAAACACAAGAAUAGAAAUAACCUCAAAAUUCACCAACUGCUGCAUAGACUUGUUCCAUGGACUCCUAGUGACCAUCAACUGAACUAAUGAGCUAGUUCCCAUCAAAACUAGAUCUCAGCACUUGGUCAUUGAAAUACAGAGGGGUGCCAUAUUAUAUGCAGGGGCCAUAUUACCACCUUUUCCUCUAACAUUAUCAUUAUUAGAAAGAUGACAACAAUGAUGUCAAUUUCAUAGUGACAACAAUCAAAAUAUAUUUUGUUUUCUUGAAUAAUAUAAUCAUUGAGGUUGUAAAAGAUGUUGCUUUGUUACACAGAUUUGAAGUAGUAAUAGCACCUGAUCUGCUGUAAUAAUAGCACCAACAAACUUCUGCUUAAAUAAAAAUCUAAUUUCAUCACAAGUACAAUUUAGUUAAUUUUAGUUGCGUUGCUUUUAUGAAACAUCUAUUGCUUCAACCAAAUGUAUAACAUAUUAUGUUACAAAUGACAACAAUCAAAAUAACCAUUUUUUAACAAAUAGAUGCAUUACAAUGCACCUAAAAAACGAAAGGGCGAACAAAAAUAGAAAACUUUUAAUUUUUUCUGGUUAGUCAAGUUUUCAUAUUAUUAUAAUUUUGGUUUAAGAAAACCAGUUUGUUCUACAGUUUGUCUUAAAUGGAGGGAAAAUAACUGAUGAGUUUUCGGUAAAUGAAAUGAAUAGGGAAUAAAAAAACAAGGGACCUACAACGUGAAAUAAGGUUGAAAUACUUCUACUAUAUUAUAUUUUCUGGUAUUAAAUUUUGUCUCUUUUCCGGUUUCAAGACGCAGUGUCUCCUGUUUUGUAAACAAAGGCCUUGGACAGUCAUGUCAUGUCUUUUAAUUGCUAUGUGAUUGGACAAGUAGCUGAUCAUUGUCGAUUUUUUCUAGUUGUUUAUUGUAAGUAGUUGAAGGUAGUCUGUGUUUUUGAAUAAUACUGUAAUAAUUUUCAAAUAAUAAAGGAUACACAAUUCAGAUGAGCUUCGCUGCUCUCUCCAACCAAUUCUCAGCUAUUUCUUGUUCAAUAAAAAAAAGAGAUAAGAGGAAUUUAAUUUUUGUUUUGUUACUGUACAUUGUUAUUUUUAUUUUUGUAACUCUCAAGGAUUAUUUUUGUAUUGAUUUUCUUUUUUAUAAUACGAACUGCUUGAGCGAUAUAGAAAAUGUCAGUAGACCUUUUACUAGUGUGAUGUGGCAUAUGAAUGUAAAAUCAUAGAUCCUACUACUGUAGGCUACUUCAUAUCAUAAGUAUUCAUUUUAAUCUAAGAUGGUACGAGUAAAAAUUUCAUUUAUGUCUUGACUAUGGUGGAAAGUGGCAAGCCGUUUGAGACUUCAGAGGUUUUAUCAAUUUCAUGCCGCUAAAAAUAUCGUGGAUAGAAUCAAUUAUUGUUAAAUUCAAGCUCAAUGACCAUUUUUAACUCAUUAUAAGCUCUCAUUACUCGUAUAAUUGCUAUAUAAUAUAGCAGGUUCGUAAUUAAUUAAACAUUCAAUCAAAUUCAUAUUAACUGGUGAUAAUUAUCCACUACCAUUCACGAUCCUUCGAUUCUGUAAUAUUUGGAAUUAGAACGAAUAGUACUACUUUCAUUACAUAUCCAACAUUGUAAAUGAUACUUUCAUCCUUUUUGUGUAAUGAUCAAAACAGCGUUUUCUCACACAUAGAAACAUGACAUAUUAUGAUAUUAUAAUCUUUUAAUGUAUGUUCAAAUAAUUCUAGACAAUAAAUUAUGUUAGAGUUAAUUUCUGCAAAUUGUACUCAAUUUCAUUAUGCUUCUUCCACUCUUAAAAUGUAAUUAGUUAUUUAAGUUGUGUUCCAGUCAAAAACUAUCAUAUCAUUGUUUUUCAUAUGUUAAUGCUUUGUAUGUCGAAUUAUUUUUUAUUAAAUCACAGAAGGUUGUGAAAGAAUUAUUCGAUAGCUAUUGUUGAGGAUAAACAUUGUAUCCAUAACAUUAAUAACAACGCUGGAGUUUGUUUGGGCUACUGCUACUCCAUCACCAUUACUUAACUAAAAAUUAGAUUCGGUGAUGAAAUAGAAUUUAGACUCUGUAGAAGAUUAUGAAUUGGUUCUAUAUUAAAAUAGCGUGUUAUACUGUAACUUUGCUUCAUGUAUUACAAAACAAUAUUAAAGAAGCUUUUUCCGAGGAUAUGCAUCACAGUGAAACCUUAUCAAAAGAAAUUUUAUAAAUUUUUACAAAAAUCAGUUUCGUAGAUCAAUCUGGAAAAAAUAUCGAAAUAUUGAACUUAUAAAAUCUCAGUGUAAUUGCUUGAAUAUAUUUUGAAAUAAAUCGUAAAAAAUCAUUA